AACCAACACACACAUUAUAGUAACUUGUGUGUGUGGUUUUUUUUUUACAAAUAAAUAAACCAACCAAUCAGUGAUGAGGAGGCUCAUUUUCCUAUAAUGCCUUUUGCCAUCUGUGAGUUUUUAAUGCUCAAACCUUCAGAAUUGGUGCAUUACUUUAAUACUAAAAGAUAUGUGAUAUUUUCACUUUGUAAAAAUAACAGUUGAUGUUAAUAUCAAUAAACUGUCCGGAAUUAUUAAAUCAAACCAUAAGUCAAAACUGCUUUGCUUUUGAUGCCUUUUGCCACAUGUCUGGGGCACUGUGUGUUGAAUGUAAAUGACACUUCCUUACGGCAGUGUGCGGUAACAGAAUUUCUGACUCAUUUGUGAUCACCUCUGAUUGUAUUCCGAAGCAUUGGUGGAGCUUAAACUCAAAACUGACUUGUCAGUAGCUGUCAGUGUACUGAAGUUAAUAUUAAAAGUUAGCGGUUUGGUGUUGUAAAAGUUAACUUUUCAGUUAGUAGAUUAGAGGUUAUCGAAGCUAACUUUGUGGUUAGCUAUGUCCACUACUGAUUUUGAAUACUAAACGUAAAUCAGGCAUCUCCAUAUAAAAACAAUUAAAAAUAUAUAUAAAAGCCAAAAUGAUGGGUUGCAUAAGUAAUGGAAUGCUUUGGUAUAAUACCUGUAAAUAAUCAGUUGUAUUGCCAGUGUAUUUGUUCCCCUCACCCACCACGCCAGCUGAUAGUGUCAGGUGGAUUUAGGUGCACAGGUAGAAGCAACACAUGGUAGUACGUUUAGUCACCAAAGUCCAGGUUUUCCAUCUCUGCCACUAUUUUAAGUAGUAUUUUCAUUAGUAAUUUUGCAGAAAUGCCAAGAAAGGUGAAAGAAAAACUGAAGGAGAAGACGGCAGCCCUCAUCCAGUCAGACAGCAGGGACACCAGUUCUGUCAUUCCACCCAUGCAGCGGAAUCUCCCUCUGAAUGAGGUUCAUCCACCAGCUGCACCUCUGAAGAAGGUUCCGACCCAUGUGUUGGACCCUAACACCUGUGCUCCUACACGUACUCCAACAGCUAUCCUGCCGGCCACCAGCACUCUGCCUUCGGUGGCCAGCCAGAACCCAUCUUACGGCACAGUCCGCAUUCAGCAAUCCGGCACCAAGAGGGCCAGAGGGUCCAGUCCAGACAGCAGUGAGGACAGUGAGGAGGAACGAGGGGUACCCAAACACGCAAAGAGACGCACCAAGCUGCAGCCUACCAGCGACCUUACUGAGGAACAGGAGGACGAGCUGGUUGAGUGGAUCAGGAAGAGACCCAUCUUCUAUGACCAGUCCAUGCGGGAGUUCAAGAACAAGCACAAGAAGAACAGGCUGUGGGAGAUGAAGGCCAAGAAGAUGGGUGUGGAUGCCAUUGCCCUCAUGACUUGGUUCCGGAACAAAAGGACCAUCUAUUGCAAGCUGAAGAAGACAAAGUCCGGCCAGGCAGCGAGAACGCUGACUGGCCGACAGCGCUGGACCCUGGAGACCUUCAAGUUCCUGGACGAGUAUCUGACUGUGCGCACUGCAUCCAGCCAGCUUGGCGUGACCAGGGGUCUACAUCCAACCACCCAGGGGGAUGAGGAAGAGGAUGAAGGACUCCACAUCAUCACAACCACACAGCAACAUCAUGGAAACACCACAGCAACUGUCACUCCGACCUCUGAUGCACAGCUACCAAGGACCUUCACCAAGAAGACCAGGAAGAAGAAGCCCUCAGUCGAUGAAGCCAUUGUCAGCAUGUGCACUCGACUGGCAUCCAGGCCCUCACCUGCUGUUGCACCGCCUGCUUUGACGGUGCAGUCCAAUCGUCGUGUUGCCUACUGUCACUAUCUGGCGUCUGAAGUGAUGCAAAUGACAGAGGAACAGUGGUUGCACUUCCAGAGGAGCUGUAACGAGCAGUUGUACCGCAUGAAUGUGGAGCUUCUUCAGCAGCAGCAGGGCCCACCUGCUCCUGCUGCCGUGACCGCUGUCCACACCCAGCAUCCUCAGAGGCCUGCCAGUGUUCCAGCCAGCGUUCCACUCACUCCUAGCUACUCCUCCACCACCUCCUUUGGUCGAGAGCAGAACGUACAGCAGCAGGGCCCUUGGACAGGUGCACCUCACCCUGGUUUCUCACCUAGUUCCUUUGCCACCGUACUCAACAAUACAGUACAUUCUCAACGGCAGACACACCAAGUGGGUACAGACCCCAGCCCAGUAUGGACGGGUUUUGAGCCAUGAGCAGUGGGAACAUCGUGUAUCACAACUUGGUUGUAUAUGAUGAUGUUGCUCCAUGCACAUACGUAUGUACAUGUGUAUAUUUAUGGUUGACGCCUUUGUGUCAUUUGUAGUGAGUAGAGAUACGUGUAUCACCAGUGGUGGGCACAGCUAACCAAAGAGUUAGCUUCGAUAACUGAUAAUCAGCUAACUGAAAAGUUAUCUUUGAUAAAGCUAAAUCGAUAAAC
This is a messenger RNA of Thalassophryne amazonica, 2453 nucleotides long. RefSeq lists its product as uncharacterized. The record is from RefSeq and is a predicted model, not a curated record. Gene Ontology annotation, cellular component: nucleus; transcription regulator complex. The transcript has 4 exons. Gene Ontology annotation, biological process: regulation of transcription by RNA polymerase II. NCBI's taxonomy places the organism in Eukaryota, Metazoa, Chordata, Actinopteri, Batrachoidiformes, Batrachoididae. The coding region runs from base 844 to 2229 and encodes 461 amino acids.